Paralichthys olivaceus (Japanese flounder) is the source of this 2627-nucleotide messenger RNA. Lineage: Eukaryota; Metazoa; Chordata; Actinopteri; Pleuronectiformes; Paralichthyidae. The record is from RefSeq and is a predicted model, not a curated record.
CAAAUAACAGCAAAAGAAAUGAGCAAAAGCAAGAAAACCAAACGCAAGGAGCAAAGAUUUAAAUGUUCGGUUUGUAUUCAGGUCCCGGUUGGGUCGGAAGUUCCCAGAAUGCCGACUUGUCCUGAAUACGUCAUGGAACUGAACCCGGAAGUAAGAGAAGGAGCUCCCACGCAGGCUCCAGGCUGCGAGCGACUGUAAACACUGCUGCUGCUGUUAAACCGGCACCCUGUGAACCUGCUUUUCCAACUUAUACGUGACAGAGCUCCCAGUCAUGUCUCAGAGGGAACUGAAGGAGGGGUUUGUCAGUAAUCUCAAUGGGACCAGUCUGCAGGAGGUGGCUCUGGGUACAUUUCUCUCACCCUUGUGUCUCAUCAACAGAGGUCUGAUUUUGAUCCUCUACCACUUGGCCAGAAGGAUCCUCCCACUGCCACUCCCACUCAUCUCUCACCUGCUUCUAGACUUUUCUGUGCUUAUUCUUCCCCUCAUCCUGUCAUGCACCAUCCUCAGCAGCUUUCUUCACCUGGUCAUCUUGAGCUUAAUCUUUGUUUCAGCUUGUGUACUUUGCUACAUCUAUUGCACCAACGGUCACCAUUCCACUCGGCACCCAAAGACCAACGUCAGCACCUUCCUACAGUGCCACGUUCAGUUCAACCAGGUUCCUUUUGUGACCAUCUUUAGAGUGUUUGUAAAUGUGAAAACAGCCAUCAGCAUUCUCGCUGUAGACUUUAGCAUCUUCCCAAGGCGCUAUGCUAAAACAGAAACCUAUGGGACAGGGGUUAUGGACUUUGGCGUCGGAGCGUAUGUCUUUGCAAAUGCCCUCGUCUGUCCAGAGGCACGGAGAAAGACCAUCUCAGGAUCCAAGAUUAAUCAUAUCACAAAGCAGCUCCUGUCCGUCUGGCCCCUGGUUGCUCUUGGUAUGGGAAGGCUGGUGAGCGUCAAAAUGAGCGGCUACCACGAGCAUGUGACAGAAUACGGCGUCCACUGGAAUUUCUUCUUCACACUUGCCAUCGUGAGAGUUAUGGCUUCCACAAUUUUGGCAGUUUUACCAGUCAGUCAGUCGUGGGUGUUUUCCCUUCUGAUCAGCGGACUUUAUCAGCUCGCUCUGGAGACAUCAGGGCUGAAAGCGUUCAUUAUCCAGAACAAUGACAGAGAGAAGAACUUUCUGUACGCAAACAAGGAGGGCAUAUUCUCUGUGGUGGGCUAUGUAGCCAUCUACAUGGCAGGGGUUCAAGUUGGACGUUAUGUGAUGCAGCCGAGAUCCCAAGUUAAGGAUUGGCUCAAAGCACUUUUAAACCUCUUAUUUUGUAGUUUUGUGCUGUACGCUGCUUUGUACACAUGUCAGACACUGGUUGAGCCAGUGUCUCGUCGCUUAUCUAAUUUACCCUUCUGCCUCUGGAGUGUUGCACAGUCUUUGUUCUUUAUUUCCUGCCUCGGUUUCGCCGAUCUGGUUUUACUGUUUUCCAAAAGCAUAUCAGGCUGUCACUUUGUACCCUCAUCGUGGAAUAUGCAAAAAGGUUCAGUCUCUAACAAACAGACUGGUGAAGUUGAAAGAUUCUGCCUUGUUCAAGCCGUCAGCAGGAAUCAGUUGCUAUUUUUCUUGCUUGCAAAUGUCAUGACAGGACUGACCAACUCAUUAGUGGACACACUUAGCUGUAGCAGUUCAUUUUCAGUGUGUGUUUUGUUGAUAUAUAUGUUCAUGAAUUGCUCUGUAAUAUAUUUUUUACAUCACCAUGGAAUAACAGUGAAAUUCUGGUAAAAUCUGAUUUGCUAAAUUAAAUGGUUCAUGAUCUGUAAAGCUGAAGACUCUGUUGUGCAUUAUGUGUUUAUUUAUACAAAUGAAUACAUGUUUUGAUAAAAUCGGAAGUGAUCACUUGAAACCAGUUCCCACAUGAUUUGCAUUUGUUGAUGUUAAGAAAAAAGUGGAGUAAUUGCUCCCUCACCCAAAAAUAAGAGUUAUGGCUGAAAUAUAUGAAAUAAUAUACAGCAGUGGGAAGGCAGAAUUGUUAAGGCUAGUGUAUUAAUGUCAAACAAACUGUAUUCAUUCAUUUUACCCAUGUUUACAUGUAAAACUGAAAUAUGACACAUUUUCUGUUUUUAAAGUUGUUUGUCAGCGGGUCAGUUGGUUAGCUCUGCAUGCUCUGCCAUGGGUUGUCGUAGAGAUCAUGGUGAUGGACUUUGUAACCCAGGCCAGUUACCUAUCCCUAAUCAUAACCCCCACGUACUAUCCCAGAUCCCCAUUUUUCAUGAUUCCCACUGAUGUCUAUUACUGGUGACUAUACAACAGCAUUCAGAGUGUAAAAUGAAUGCUGCACUAUCACUCCGUAUCACAACCAGUCACCAUUUACUUCUCUAUUUUGAACGAAAAUGUCAUUUUGCACAUUUGUGUCCUCUCACACAUUAUCUUUAUAACAUAUGCCAAUUAUAUUUUAUUGUAUUGUAUUGUGUUUUAUUAUUACACAUAUAUAGGCCUCUGAAAUUCACCCAUAUACUGUAUAUACACACACAAACACACCUUAAUAUUAGUAUAUUAAAUGAGAUCUACUGCUUUUUAGUAUAAUAUGACGAAUAUAUAUGUAUAUAUAUAAAACCAAAAUAUAAAAUUGUAUGUUCAUAUUGCAAACCAUACA